UCACGACAGACGUAUGUGUACCAAUAUCAAAACUAGCAGAUGUGAUAUCAGAAACAAGAUCUGAUCUAGAUGAACAUGAAAUUCUUGGAACUGUUGUUGGUCAUGUUGGUGAUGGAAAUUUCCAUGUUAUCCUCCCAACAAUUGAAGAAGAUAAAACUGAGCAUAGAAAGAUCCAAUCGUUUUCUGAUCGUCUUGUAAGACGUGCUCUGGCUGCAGAUGGAACAUGCACUGGAGAACAUGGAAUUGGACUUGGAAAAAGAAAAUACUUGAGAGAAGAAUUAGGAGAGAAUACUGUACGGUUGAUGCACACGAUCAAACACGCGUUGGAUCCUAAUAAUAUUAUGAAUCCAGGAAAAGUCCUUCCAGAAUUGUAAAUGCGUAUUUUCUGACGUAGUUGAUAAAGCGGAUUUGCGUUUAUGAUACCCACCGGCACGGGAGAAAAGAACAAGGAUUAGAAUCUGGAAGACUGGAUUGUAUUUAAGGAAAAGAUUUUGCUUUUUUAGUGGAUAAUUCCUUGCAGAAAACUACACUUUGAUUCAAAUUAUCUCGAAAAAUGAAAUUCUUAUUGUUUUUGUAUUUCACUGUGCUUGCAUUUUGUGAAAUUCAAUGUGUGCCAUUAUUCAAAGAUAUUGACUAUAAGCUCUAUGAAUAUGACACUGGAGUUGCGGUGGAUUCUGUUUUUGAAAUAGUUCCAGAUACGUCAAAAAAAGUGGCUUCCAUCGGAAAAAGACAUCGGAAGCAUCAUGAAAAAUUGUAGAUAAAUUGAGAUUUUAAUUGUUCAUAUUUAAAUUGUUUUAUUGUAUUUAACAUGUUUCCGCACAUCGUUUUUCAUAAAAAUUGUUAUAGUUGAAUGAAUCUAUGAGAUCUUGUUGUAUGAAAUAAAAUGUUAAUCAAAUAAAA
Messenger RNA from Caenorhabditis elegans, 900 nucleotides. RefSeq lists its product as uncharacterized. Lineage: Eukaryota; Metazoa; Nematoda; Chromadorea; Rhabditida; Rhabditidae. Bases 554 to 757 code for a protein of 67 amino acids. The record is from RefSeq and is marked reviewed. The transcript is spliced from 3 exons.